Molecule: messenger RNA, 1269 nt
Organism: Tetrapisispora phaffii CBS 4417
Lineage: Eukaryota; Fungi; Ascomycota; Saccharomycetes; Saccharomycetales; Saccharomycetaceae
Gene: MRI1
Product: S-methyl-5-thioribose-1-phosphate isomerase MRI1
Exons: 1
Coding region: 1-1269 (422 amino acids)
Molecular function (GO): S-methyl-5-thioribose-1-phosphate isomerase activity
Source: RefSeq, a predicted model, not a curated record
AUGUCUCUCCAAGCUAUAAGAUUUGAUAGAUCAAAUCCAUUGAAUGUUUCCGUCACGGUUUUGGAUCAACUUCUAUUGCCUUAUGUCACUAAAUACAUUCCCAUAAGUACUAUUGAAGAUGGUUAUACUGCGAUCAAAAGCAUGCAGGUAAGAGGUGCUCCUGCUAUCGCUAUUGUAGGUUCUUUAUCUGUAUUGAUGGAAACCCAAAUGAUGAGAACGGAUUUGUUCGCAAGAACCCAAACUUAUUAUGAUUUGAAUAACUGGCGUAACAUCAAGUUAAGAUUGAUUGAAAGAUUAGAUUGGUUGUUAGAAAGCAGACCAACUGCGGUUAACCUUUCUAAUUCGUUAAUGGAAAUUGGUCAUUUGUUAGAUGCAAGUGACGACUUAACAAAAUUCAACUCAAAAUUGUUCAAUUAUGUUUGUGAUUUAAGCGAUGAUGAUUUGAAAAAUAAUAUAAAAUUAGGUGAUAAUGGUGCUAAAUUCUUAUUAGACUCCUUAAAGGAGGAAAACUUCAGUGGAGAUUUUGCUGUCUUGACUAUUUGUAACACAGGUUCAUUAGCCACAUCUGGUUAUGGUACUGCAUUGGGUGUCAUACGCUCAUUAUGGAAGGAUUCUUUAGCUAAGGGUAACGUUGACAGUGCUACUGAGACUGGCGAACCCUCACAAAAGAAGGCUAAAAAACUUGUGGAUGUCAAGGCCAGCUUAAAACACGUUUAUCCGUUAGAAACUAGGCCAUACAAUCAAGGUUCAAGAUUAACCGCUUAUGAAUUAGUGCAAGAAAAGAUUCCAGCUACUUUAAUCCCUGAUAGUUCUAUUGCUUAUAGAAUCAAAACUAGUCCAUAUCCAAUUAAAGCUGCAUUCGUUGGUGCCGAUAGAAUUGUUUGUAAUGGUGACACGGCUAAUAAAAUCGGUACAUUCCAGUUAGCUCUAAUAUGCAAACAAUUUGGUAUCAAAUUUUAUGUAGUGGCUCCAAAGACAACUUUUGAUAGUAAAACUAAAUCUGGGGAAGGUAUUGUCAUUGAAGAACGUAAACCUAAUGAAAUGAAAUUGGUGACCGGCACAGCAAUGGAUUUCAACCUUGAAACUCCGUUAUUAGAUGAAAACAAAGAGCCAAUCACAGCAAAAGUAGGCAUUGCACCAAUUGAUAUCAAUGUUUGGAACCCAUCUUUUGAUAUCACACCACAUGAAUACAUUGAUGGUAUCGUCACUGAAAAUGGUGUAUUUACAAAAGAUUCUUCAGGAAAUUUUAUUUUCACUGAAGGACGUUAA